AUGACAACAUUUCUAAAAUCGAUUAAUGGAUUUCAACUUUUCCACAAAUGCUUGAAACAAAGCAUUGAUAUGAUAUCUAUCCCAAAACGAGAAAAAUUUCGAUCUGUGAAACCUAGAUAUCGUCAUCCAGAGUGGCUUCCAAAACCACAACGUGUUUUGUAUGAUGAACGGUUGACAGAAGAUAAUAAGCAGUUUCUUGACGAAGUGGUUCAAAACAAGUUUUACGAUUCGUCAAAACUUUCUCCUUUAAAAAUCGAUCCAAUCGAGCCUACAGUGGAGUGGAAGCAAGGUAUGCAACGUACCGGCUUAAUCGCCAAGAAAAUAGGGGUUUAUCCAUUAUGGUUAAAAAAUGGAAAAAGAGUUACUUCGACGUUACUUCAGAUUGUUGAUAACGAAGUAGUAAAAUAUAUACCACCAGAGAAAUAUAAUCCAGUAAUAAGUAAGAGACCUCCAAUACAAGUCAAAAACAGACGCGGGUGUCUUGUAGUAGGUGCAGAAAAUAUAAAUCCACAAUUGAUCACUAAAGAAUACUAUGGUAUUUUCGAUGAUACUGGAGUUAUACCGAAACGUAUACUAAGAAGAUUUGUAGUAUCUCCAGAAGCGGCAUUGCAACCAGGAACUCCUUUAUUCGCUACACAUUUUAAACCAGGGGACGUCGUCGAUAUUCGCGGAAAAACGGUUGAUCGUGGAUUCCAAGGUGUCAUGAAACGAUGGGGCUUCAGCGGAAUGCCUGCCAGUCACGGUGUAACAAAAACUCACAGAAGACCUGGAAACAUUGGGUCAGGUGGUGGGAAAGCUCGAGUCAUGCCUGGCACUAAAAUGCCCGGUCACAUGGGUAAUAGGUGGCGUAUCAUCAAAGGUGUUCGGAUUCUACGAAUAAAUACGAAAUAUAAUGUGAUUUGGGUUCUUGGGCAUAAUAUACCUGGCGAAACCAAUACUUAUUGUUACAUGUACGAUACAAUACUUCCUCUGAGGCAACCUAAGACAGCGCCAAAUUUCCCUACAUAUUUUCCGAGUAUUACCGAAGAAUCGCUUCCGGAGGAUCUGUAUGCAGAUGAUGUACAUGUGUUUUCAGAUCCCACAAUAGAAUUUAAAGAAGAAUCUUAAUUGUAUAUCUGUAUAAUAUUAAAUUAAAAAAUAUAUAAUUACAAAAU
Molecule: messenger RNA, 1154 nt
Organism: Monomorium pharaonis (pharaoh ant)
Lineage: Eukaryota; Metazoa; Arthropoda; Insecta; Hymenoptera; Formicidae
Gene: mRpL3
Product: 39S ribosomal protein L3, mitochondrial
Exons: 7
Coding region: 1-1107 (368 amino acids)
Biological process (GO): translation
Cellular component (GO): mitochondrial large ribosomal subunit; ribosome
Molecular function (GO): structural constituent of ribosome
Source: RefSeq, a predicted model, not a curated record